Molecule: messenger RNA, 1998 nt
Organism: Hyaloscypha bicolor E
Lineage: Eukaryota; Fungi; Ascomycota; Leotiomycetes; Helotiales; Hyaloscyphaceae
Exons: 5
Coding region: 1-1998 (665 amino acids)
Biological process (GO): regulation of DNA-templated transcription; DNA-templated transcription
Molecular function (GO): DNA binding; zinc ion binding; DNA-binding transcription factor activity, RNA polymerase II-specific
Source: RefSeq, a predicted model, not a curated record
AUGUCAAUCAGGAGCCAAAACAGUGCACCUGAGACCGAGGGAGUUCGGUUACCUCCGAAUCCACGCCGCCGAAAGGUUCCAACAGGGGAACGCAAGAGAGCCACCCAAGCGUGCAAUGCCUGCAAUAUCAGGAGAGUCAAGUGCUCUGGAGAAGAGCCUUGCUCACGAUGCAUAUCCAGCUCGCGAGUUUGCAAGUAUCCUCCUCCCAAGGAGAGGGUCCUUGUACCGAAAGAAACAUACGAAGAACUUCAAGCGCGAUGCAUGCUCUUGGAACGCUGUCUCACAGACGCUGUUCCUUCAGAAAGCAAUCGUGAAGUGCUGGUAGCAAAAUGGUCCAAGUCAGCUCAGACAACAGAGCCAGCACACUCAAAUGGCAGUCCUCCUCCCGAUGAGCAAGGAGAGGCUGGCGAUGGAAGAAUCUUGAGGGAUGCCGAAGGCCAAUCCAGAUAUCUUGGCGAGUCGUCAGGUGCGGCGUUCAUCGAUCGUCUCCGAGAAUUUGUUGGGACUGUGUUUCCGCUGCUCGAGAGAAGGGAUGGCUGGUCUUUGCCUCUACAAGACGAAAUUUUCACAUCACUUCUCGGCCGAUAUCACACCCAUGACUCUAGGCCAUUGAUGCUUCCAAAUAUUGACCCUUUCUUUCUCCCAGAACCGGAGGAAAUAUCUAAGCUUGUUUCGAUUUUUCGAUUUUAUGCGGGAGACGGGAGCGGCUUGUCUCAAUGCGGAGGAAUCUACUACUGGGGCAAUCUGGAACAGCUUCAAGAGAAGGCGCGACGGCAAGCAGCUCGUAUUACAGAAAUGGGAGAAGGCAUGGAUACGCUGUGUAAUUUGAAUGCUAUCAUGGCACUUGCGUGCCAAUACGACCCAUCUCUUGGCUUACCGUGGGAAACACAUCCUGGCGAAACAUUCUUUGCUCGUGCGAAGUUCUUUCUCAUUAAUCCGAUGGAAGACACGAGUCUAUCUUAUAUGCGUGGGUUAUGCCUCAUGGGUCAGUAUCUACUUGGAUUGUAUCGUAGAGACGCAGCCUUCACUUAUAUUGGACUUGCUGUGCGGAUUUCUGUCAUACAUGGGCUCCACAAAGCUGGACGGUCGGAGGAGCAAACGAAGAGGGAAUUUUGGAAUACCUUUAUUCUGGAUCGGUGGUUAAGCUGCCUUAUGGGGAGACCGACCACGCUGCCUCGAGAGGCAAUUACUGUAGAUAUGCCGGUCGAUAUCGACCUCCCAUUGGCCACGGGGCUUCGUGCGCAUGCUCAACUGGCACUUAUAAUGGACGAAAUAGUCAACAGUGUCUAUGGAAUAGCCAGCACUGGCCUCAACUAUCCCCAGACUCUCACUCGAGCAGAUACAGCCCUCCAAAAGCUCUCCUUAUGGAAAGCUGACCUGCCUUCAUCACUGCAAGUACAAGGAGAAAUUGAAGCCGGCGAGAGAGCAAGCCUCGUUCUUCACAUGAUAUAUAAUCAGCUCAUAAUCCUUUGUACCCGGCCCUCCCUCUUUCAAGCAGCCAAGCAAUCAGUCGCAGCAAAAUACCUUCCGACGUACCAGCACCGCCAGACCUGGAACGCCUCCCACGUCGAAACCUGUGCUGCUGCUGCUCAUGAAAUUACAGGACUGGUACAACGACUCCUUCUCACGAAUCAUACCGCCGUUCUCUUCGACUACCACUUCCCUUUCAACGCUGCCAUUGUAUUAGAACUCGCUUCUCUGCUGAAUGAUGCGGCGGAGCAUACUGAUAGCAUCAAUAUUCUGGUGGGCUAUCUGCAGAAGGCUGGGGAUCAGAGGAACGAAUCCGCUGCAGAUUGUGCGCGGAUUGUGAUGGAAUUCGGUGAUGUUGUUACACGGCUCAAAUCGCAGAGUCAAAAAAGCCGCAAUGGCAUGCAGGGAGAGGUUCACGCCGGCUCUGUUGGCUAUAUCACGAACAACACCGAAGGUCAAGAAACUCAAGAAGAGCAAGCCGCGACCUAUGAGGAACUGUUGUCAUGGUUUACAGAAGGUCUAACUUGA